AGGUAAAAAUGGAGUUUUCUAGAGAACCCAGAGAGCUUCAGAGUAACUAGGAUAGGGAGCAAGAAAAGGGGGUUAUUUCUGCGGAACUGAUUACAAUGAUAGUGCUACCAGAACUGCAGGACUUGCCGGAAAUGAUAACACUUGAGAGUAGAGCCAAUUUAAGCGCACCUAGUGAUUCCAGUAGCCGUCACUCUUCUCCAUUUAAAGACUCUUCUUCAGCAAGGACAUCUAGUGACGAAAAAGGUGUAGGGGAAGGUGAUGUAGGGGUGGAUGUACCUAUGCUUGCUAAAUGGGAGGGUGAAACCAUCAAUGGGAGGCUUAGUAACAUCUGUCGAGCACCACAAAACUCGUCCGCUGGUUUUAGGUUCAGGGCAUCACUUUAUCAUGAAGUGGCAAACGGUGUGGCCACCAUCAAGGGGUAUAAAAAGUUGGAGGAGAUGGUGAGACAAUACAAAAUCCCCAGAACUAUUUUGUUACUAGCUGGCACCAAGAAUGAGAGAGUGUGCACAGUGUCUCGAACGGGAUGGAUUCUAGUGUACGUAGACCAUUUUAAUGCCGGUCGGCAUUUUUCUUUGUCCAAGCUAAUUUUUGAUGAUCUGGCAGAGUAUGAACUGGCACUUGCGUAGUUAACCCCUAACAACAUAAAGUUUAUCAUAGGAU
This is a messenger RNA of Rubroshorea leprosula, 660 nucleotides long. The record is from the annotation of a GenBank genome assembly. Lineage: Eukaryota; Viridiplantae; Streptophyta; Magnoliopsida; Malvales; Dipterocarpaceae.